AUGCAACAGCAGAGGCUCAAACAACAGCAAGCCAUGAUGCAGCAGUCGCUGUACCAACACCCUGCCAUCUUAGCCGCUCCUCAGAUAGAGCCUAUCUUGAGUGGAAAUCUGCCUCCUGGGUUUGAUUCAAGUACAUGCCGCAGUGUGUAUGUUGGAAAUAUUCACCCACAGGUUACUGAACCCCUUCUUCAAGAAGUUUUCUCUAGUACUGGUCCGCUUGAAGGAUGCAAGCUCAUAAGAAAAGAUAAGUCAUCCUACGGAUUUGUUGACUACUUUGAUCGUAGGUCAGCUGCUUAUGCUAUUGUGACUCUCAAUGGCAGGCAUCUGUUUGGGCAGCCAAUCAAAGUUAAUUGGGCAUAUGCAAGUAGUCAGAGGGAGGAUACAUCAGGUCACUUUAAUAUUUUCGUUGGUGAUCUUAGCCCUGAGGUUACCGAUGCUACACUGUUUGCGUGCUUUUCUGUUUAUUCAAGUUGUUCAGAUGCUAGGGUUAUGUGGGAUCAGAAAACUGGGCGUUCAAGGGGUUUUGGGUUUGUUUCUUUCAGAAGUCAGCAGGAUGCCCAAAGUGCAAUAAAUGACUUAAAUGGAAAAUGGCUUGGAAGUAGACAAAUUCGGUGUAAUUGGGCCACAAAAGGUGCUACUUCCAAUGAUGACAAGCAGAGUUCUGAUUCUAAAAGUGUUGUAGAGCUGACAAAUGGAACAUCAGAAGAUGGUCAGGAGAAGCCUAAUGAAGAUGCUCCAGAGAACAAUCCUCAGUAUACUACAGUUUAUGUGGGCAAUCUGGCUCCAGAGGUUACUUCAGUUGACCUCCACCGUCAUUUCCAUUCCCUUGGUGCUGGAACUAUUGAAGAUGUCCGUGUGCAACGAGAUAAAGGUUUUGGGUUUGUGAGAUACAGUACACAUUCUGAAGCCGCUGUAGCUAUCCAGUUGGGGAAUGCUAGGUUUCUCUGUGGAAAACCAAUUAAGUGUUCAUGGGGUAGCAAGCCUACUCCACCAGGAACAAGCUCUACCCCCCUUCCGCCGCCAGCUGCAGCUCAUAUGCCAGGUUUCUCGGCCGCUGAUCUUGCUGCCUAUGAAAGACAAAUGGCACUGAGCAAAAUGGGUGGUGCACAAGCCCUCAUGCUUCCGCAGGGUCAGCAUGCUCUGAAGGCAGCCAUGGGUAUGGGUGCUGGAGCUAGUCAGGCGAUAUACGACGGGGGCUUCCAGAAUGUAGCAACAACCCAGCAACUCAUGUACUACCAGUAA
Molecule: messenger RNA, 1242 nt
Organism: Prunus armeniaca (apricot)
Lineage: Eukaryota; Viridiplantae; Streptophyta; Magnoliopsida; Rosales; Rosaceae
Source: the annotation of a GenBank genome assembly